AUGGCCGCGCAGACAUUGAAUCGGGAUGAAAUCAGCAACCUCUCCUUCAUCCUCAACAAACCCUACCAGGUCACGUACGCGGAGCGGCCCAAGCCAACGCUCACGUCACCGCACGACGUCAUCGUCGCCGUCAACUACACGGGCAUCUGCGGCUCCGACGUGCACUACUGGAGCCACGGCGCCAUCGGCCACUUUGUCGUCAAGGAGCCCAUGGUGCUGGGCCACGAGUCGGCGGGCACCGUCGUCGAGGCUGGCAGCCAAGUGACGCACCUCGGGCCCGGCGACCGCGUCGCCAUCGAGCCGGGCUACGCCUGCCGGCGCUGCGCCGACUGCCGCGCCGGCAAGCGCGCGUCCGGCCGGGCCAGUCCGUCGUCGUCAUGGGGCGCCGACGCCGUCAUCGACGCCAGCGGCGCCGAGGCCUCCAUCCGGACGGGCCUGCACGCCGUCCGCGCCGGCGGCACCUACGUCCAGGGUGGCAUGGGCAGGCCCGACGUCGACUUCCCCAUCAUGGCCAUGUGUCUCAAGGAGGUUACCGCGCGCGGGUCCUUCCGCUACGGCCCUGGCGACUACGAGCUCGCCGUCGACCUCGUCGCCAGCGGCAAGGUCGACGUCAAGAAGCUCGUCACCGAGGUCGUGCCGUUUGAUCGGGCCGAAGAGGCGUUUAAGAAGGUCAAGGAGGGCGAGGUCAUCAAGAUUCUGAUUGCCGGUCCUAAUGAGAAGAUUGAGACGAUUUAG
Metarhizium acridum CQMa 102 is the source of this 735-nucleotide messenger RNA. The record is from RefSeq and is a predicted model, not a curated record. Lineage: Eukaryota; Fungi; Ascomycota; Sordariomycetes; Hypocreales; Clavicipitaceae.